Zychaea mexicana is the source of this 1474-nucleotide messenger RNA. Its product is annotated as cytoskeletal-regulatory complex EF hand-domain-containing protein. Gene Ontology annotation, cellular component: plasma membrane; cytoplasm. The coding region runs from base 91 to 1404 and encodes 437 amino acids. Gene Ontology annotation, molecular function: calcium ion binding; protein binding. The transcript has 6 exons. NCBI's taxonomy places the organism in Eukaryota, Fungi, Mucoromycota, Mucoromycetes, Mucorales, Lichtheimiaceae. The record is from RefSeq and is a predicted model, not a curated record. Gene Ontology annotation, biological process: actin filament organization; endocytosis; endosomal transport.
UUUGCGUUUCCAUUUGCGGUUUAUAUUGUUCGUCUGUCUUUAACCCAUCUAAUAACCCCACAACAACUUUUUUUUUUGUGUUGCCCCUCAAUGUCUGCAAUUACACAAGCUGAACGGCAUAAGUAUGCCGAGAUUUUCCAAGCACGCGGACAAGUCAAUGGUUAUAUGGCUGGUUCCACUGCUCGAGAUGUCCUGUUAAGCUCCAACCUUCCUCCGCAUAGACUCGAACGAAUUUGGGAUCUUGCCGAUAUAGACAAGGAUGGCAGUCUUGACUUUGAAGAAUUCUGUGUUGCAAUGCACCUUACGUUUGACUGUAUUAAUGGCGUUGAACCACCCAUGACCUUGCCUCCUACGUUAAUACCUGCCAACAAGGGGCAUUUUGUUGCUGGCGGCGGCUUACAGCCUCAACCCACAGGCUUACAACCUCAACCUACAGGCGUGUAUCCUCAACAGACCGGCUAUCAAUCAUCCCCUGGUAUUGCACCACAACAAACAGGUUAUUAUCAACAGCAACAACAAAAUUAUACUCCUCCUCCUCAAGUUCCUCAAUAUACCGGAUACACACAAGCAUCAACACCACCUGUCGAAUUCAGCUGGGAUAUGACAUCGCAGGACAUGACGACUUAUCAAAACAUAUAUGCAAAGUACGCCAAUGAUUCUGGCAAGGUGAAAUUUAGCCAGAUGGAGGACUUUUAUGCAACAUUGGGUCUUACGCGUACGGAUCUGUCAAGUGCAUGGACAUUGGUGAAUGUCAACCACAUGCAAGGCCUUACACAGGAUCAAUGCCUCACGUUCUUCCACAUUUUAAACCAACGAACAAAAGGAGCUCCGAUACCCAAGGAAUUGCCGCCAGAUUUACAUGAUGCCUUUGCUGGCGAAUACUCUGCGGACUUGGGUGAACGUCCUGGUGCAGGCAGCGGUGCUCGCAAGGGCAACAGCACACCCAUGUCCAAGAGUGCAGCGCUUGCAGAUAGUUAUGUGAAUCGUCUGGGAGCUGCAAGCACUUCGUUAACAUCCAAAGGAUCCUCGGUCAAGAACAACAAGUAUGAUGAAGAGGAUAUGCUCAAGCGGGAGCUAGCAGAACUCAAGGAACGAGUCAGGGAAGCUGAACGUAAGGUGGACACUGCAAAGGGCGACGAAUCAUAUGAAUCAUUUGCAUCGCGUCCCUUGCGUGACCAGUUCCAGGCUUUGUACGAUUACAAACUUGGACAAUUGACAGACCAAGCAGACGUGGAGGACAAGGUCCGCAAGCAGGAACGUGAUAUUGAAGCUGCUCGUGACGCAGUACGUCGAUUGAAUCGCAUUGUGGAUGAUGUUCGAAGCAAAAAGCGAGAACUUGAAAACUUGUUGGAUGAACGGCGUACAGAAGUACAAAAGACAUUGCGUUUGAUGAACGAGGCAUAAUGAUGAUGGAACGACGAAGACAGACUUGAAAAUGAUAAUAAUAAUAUAAAAAAGAAGAUUAAAGAUAAUA